Molecule: messenger RNA, 2044 nt
Organism: Symbiodinium sp. CCMP2456
Lineage: Eukaryota; Dinophyceae; Suessiales; Symbiodiniaceae
Source: the annotation of a GenBank genome assembly
AUGGAAAGCUCACAUGCACUCAGCUACCCUCGGGCGAACUCCGAAGAACCAGAUCAGCCUGCCGUGAUCUGUGAUCAAGGCAGUGGGGAGAGCGGGCGUCGUGACUUUCGGGCUCUUCUCUCAGGCCUCCUCCACCGCAAGGACGCGCUUUUGUCGAAGCUGUCACUUCGAGGAUGGAAGGCCGUCGUCCGACGCGUGGAAGGAGAUCUUGAGCAGGAAGAGUGGCGUGCGGCCAUGGAAUCCUCAGCGGGCCGGCUGUGUGUCCGAUAUGCGGUACUGGCGAACACCGGGCUCUCAUGCGCCACCAUUUGCCAGGACCGCGAUCUCAAAAGGUGGACGUACAGGUCUUGGAACCUAUCUUUGCGCCUGAUGCGCCAGGAGCGGAGUGCGGCAGAGGAGGCCGUCGCCAACUUGGCCGCUGUGGCCUCCAAGCCGGUGGUGUUGACGAGGUGGCCCCGUUGGUGUUUGGAGUCGCUUGAGCCGCUCCAAAGGCUGUCCGGAGCGCCGAGUCUACCGGCGGCCUUCUUUCGGGCCUGGGUCCUGGUCGCCAGCUGCAGCUGCAGCCGACGAGGAGCAGUGGGCUUCGAUUUGCUCCUGCAGCUCUCGGAGCGAACAUGGCUUCGGGAAAGUCUGUCUUGGUGGGAGCGAUGCACGAAGGAGGCGGCGCGGCUGCGGGAGCUCCGUAACCACCAGCAGGACCUUCUUCAACUUCGCCACAGAAACGCCGCGGCCGCUGCAAAGGUGGCGGCCCCUUCGACCGCGGCUUGCGAGGAGUUGAGUCUACGUCUCCUCCUGACGGCCUGGGCGGGUGCUGCGAAGACCGCGGCAGCCGGGUCGGCUGAGACGCUCCUGCCAGCUGUGGAGGAGCCGGGCCGUGGGGGCCCUCCUCUCGAAGAUGCUUCGUCAAAGGAGCUCGAAGCCAUUCUGCAGGGCUCGCAGCCGGGCUCGGGCGUUUCCCAGCCCCAUGAUUCGCUGCAGCAGGAGUGCGAGGAGCUGAGGCGUGCGCUGCAAGAGCAGCAAAGCAACUUUGCCCGCUCCUGGCGUCGCAUGCAGGAAGAGCAGGAGGAGCUUCAACGGCAGCGGUUCCUCCUUGUCGACGAGCUCGCACGCUGCCGAGAGUCGGCGGCCCGAGACCAGGAGGUUGCCUGCGGCGAGCGCCAAGAGCUUUUAGCCAAGCUGGAGUUGGCCGAGGCAGCAAGUGGAAAGGGGCGACUCGGCACGGAGAUUCCGGAAGAGGCCCAGGUCUGUGAAGAGGGAAGCAAGCCAAGCAGCGAACUCGCCUCGGCGGAGAGCAAGGCUUGCGAUUGUGGAGAGGUGAGCAGCGAGUUCACCCCGGCGAACGGCAAUGCUCUGGCUAGUCAGGUGGCGUGUGGAGAAGGAGACGGGCUGAGCGGCGAGCUCACCCCAGCGAAGAACAAUGCCCCAACUGGUCAGGUGUGUGAAGGAGGAGACAAGUCGAGCCUCGGGCUCGCCUCUGCGGAGGGCCAGGCCAAGGCGUGCCCGGAAGCGGGAGACAGGCCAAGCUGCGAAGUCGCUUCCACGGAGAGCAAGGCAGUCUGCGGAGAAGGAGACAGGCAAAGCAGCGGGCUGACCCCCGUCGAGAGCCAUGCUCAGGAACUCCAGGUCCUGAGCCAGGAUCUCUUGCUGCAGCUGGGCUCAGUGAGGGAGCGGCGUCAGGAAGCUUGGUGGAAGCACCUCCACUGCCUGGAGCAGCGGAUCCUCCGGCAGACCGCGACUUCGGUGCUCCGGGCAACCCUCACCGCGUGGCGCAGCCAGAGCUCUGGCGCGGAGAGCUUUAGGCGGCGCCAGCUCUUAGAUGGGCAUUGGGUGCCCUGGGAUGAGCGACGGCUAGGUCGUUCCUUUCGGGCAUGGGCUACACUGGCGAUGGCAGUUGGCCGACGCCGAGCCCUUCUGGCAGUGGCGGUGGAGGCCUUUUCGAGCGCCCGCGCACGAGUGAAGCGAAGGGCCAGCUUCUUCUCAUGGAAGGUUGCUGCCGCAGAUGCUCCGGUGUCAACUGCCAGCAGCAAUGCGCAAGCUUCACCAG